Molecule: messenger RNA, 2222 nt
Organism: Candoia aspera
Lineage: Eukaryota; Metazoa; Chordata; Lepidosauria; Squamata; Candoiidae
Product: zinc finger protein 436-like
Exons: 3
Coding region: 137-1846 (569 amino acids)
Biological process (GO): regulation of transcription by RNA polymerase II
Molecular function (GO): DNA-binding transcription factor activity, RNA polymerase II-specific; RNA polymerase II cis-regulatory region sequence-specific DNA binding
Source: RefSeq, a predicted model, not a curated record
UUAUUGCUGUUGCUGUUAUUGCAUUACCCUGGUUAUUAGCAAUUGCCGGAAGAGGAGAUUGUAUGUGUCAAUGGUGUGAACAACAUUCUUCUUGUUUUAGGAGCCAGUAAAUUGUCUGCAGGUGGCUGGGGACUGAAUGAUGGAGAAUCAGUGGCUAAUGGUAGAUCCUAAGCAGAAGCCUGUUUACAAAGAAGCUCACCAGCAGACCUGUGAAACUCUAGUGGCACUGACAGGAUCUCCAAGUUCCAAACCCAGUGAGAUUUUCUUGGUGAAAGAGGAAGAGGAGUCUAGCAUCCUGGAGCCAAGAAUAGCCAGCUUAGGUGAGGGGCUAGGCAGUGAAGAAGAGGAAGAGAGUGAAGAGGAGGAGGUCCCACCGCAGCGCCGACCGGAGCUGCUAAAGCUGGACGCCAGGAUGGUUUCUGGGAAUUGCCAGAGCCUGCGCUGGAGGGUGGUGCAGCCAUCCGGCAGCGGCCAGGUCCUGGCAGGGCAGGGGCCGCCCAUCCUUGUUCUGCAGAAGGGCUACGAGUGCGAGGACUGUGGGAAGGUCUUCAGCUGCAGCUCGCACUACAGCAAGCAUCGGCGCACGCACACGGGUGAGCGCCCCUUCCGUUGCGAAGACUGCGGCAGAACCUUCAAUGUUAGCUCUAACUUAUACAGGCAUCAGCGGGCACACGCCAGCUCCAGUGCCUCCCCAGGGACGCCCUCCCCCACCCUGCUGCCCACUCGGGGCCUGCCCUACCAGUGUGCCGAGUGUGGGAGGUGUUUCCGCCGCAACACGGAACUGGUGACCCACCAGCGGCUGCACACGGGCCGGUUGCCCUUCCAAUGCGGUGACUGUGGCAAGAGCUUCUCCUGGAGUUCCCAUUUUGCGCGGCACCUGCGUAUCCACACCGGGGAGAAGCCCUACCCCUGCACCGAGUGCGGCAAGCGCUUCAGCCGCAGCUCCCACCUCUACCGGCACCAGCGCACCCAUGGUACCAAUGCGGCGGCCAACGUGACCCGGGCCUACAUCUGCACCUACUGUGGGCGCAGCUUCAGCACCACACUGCACUUCGACCAGCACCAGCGGACCCACCGUGGCCGCAAGCCCUACAAGUGCACCCUAUGCGGCAAGGCCUUUGCUGACGGCUUGGCCUUGGUGAAGCACCAGCGCCUGCACCUGACUGGGGGGGACCAGAGCCACCAGUGCUCUGAAUGUGGGCAGAAUUUCGGGGGGCGGUCCCAACUGGCCCGCCACCGCCGGCUCCAUGGCACUGCUGACAAGCCCUUUGGCUGCGGGGAAUGCGGGCAGAGCUUUGGCACGCGCGGCCAGCUGGCUCAGCACCGGCGGCUCCACAUCUCUACCGAUAAGCCCUACCACUGCGGGGAGUGCGGGCUCAGUUUCACCUGGAGCUCGCACUGGGAGCGCCAUCGGCGCAUUCACACAGGCGAGAGGCCCUACUCCUGUGGGGACUGUGGCAAGCGCUUCGGGCGCACCUCCCACCUCUACCGGCACCAGCGCACCCAUGCCGGGGGGCAGCCCCAUGUCUGCCCUGACUGUGGCAAAAGCUUCAACAGCACCCUGCAUUUCCAGCGCCACCAACACGCCCACCACCUCAGCCCAGACACCACUCAGCUCCCUGCCCACUCAUGUGGGAAUUGUGGCGAGCCUUGUGCCGAUGCCUCUGCCUUGCUCAAACCCCCGGGCAUGCACGCGGAUGAGAGGCUGUACCCCUGCCCCCAGUGUGAGCGGCACUUCUGUGGGACCCCAUGCCUUUACCGGCAUCUCCGAGGUCACGCCCACCGGGCAGAAGAGACAGUCCUGAGACCGGCCUCCCCAGUGUAUAAGGAGGUGGAACCAUGCUAAGGAGAGGAGGGGGUAGAGAGGAGUCCACAGUUUUGCCAGUGCACAGGUGGUGCUCCAGGCUAGAAUUCCCCAGGCAUCGAGGCCCAAUCCAAAGUCCAAUGGAAGUGAUCCUAUUCAGAUGGGAGCCUAUCACAUAGUCAAGAAAGAAACCAUGGUCGUUAUUCAUCAAGGGUAGAUUUGGGGUUUGGAAUGAAACAAUGAGGAAAUCCUACACAGCCUGCCGGAGCUCAGCUAUCAAUGCUGACAAUUAAUUUGCCUGACUGAUUCAGGGGGUAAUAUAGGGAUCUUUGGGUUAUCCAGUAAGUUUGUGAUAAAGAUGGGAGUAGGCCUGGCUAAAGGAAGAAGUGAUUGAUAGCUAUAACAUUCCAGUUGGAGA